Messenger RNA from Westerdykella ornata, 1254 nucleotides. RefSeq lists its product as uncharacterized. Lineage: Eukaryota; Fungi; Ascomycota; Dothideomycetes; Pleosporales; Sporormiaceae. Gene Ontology annotation, molecular function: ubiquitin protein ligase activity. Bases 373 to 1254 code for a protein of 293 amino acids. Gene Ontology annotation, biological process: protein ubiquitination. The transcript is spliced from 2 exons. The record is from RefSeq and is a predicted model, not a curated record.
GCUGUCUCCCGCCCUACCCAGCUACUGCUCUCUGCUUGCCAGAAGUCUGCAAUCCCCUGAACAUCCUCCUCAAGGAAGACCGCAUAUUUGAAGCGGGAGAAUACUGUGGAGUAAAUACCUUUCUCUUACGGAAAAUCAUCCGACAUGCCGUAUGCCAGAGCAGUAAGGCAGCAUGGGUGGCCAUUAAAUUGGAACUCUCCGCCCCUUGUGUAUCUCCAAAGAUCCUCCGGAACCAUAUCAACCUUCGGGGGCUAUACGACUCCCUUAUCUCCCACAUCUUACUCCUGCAGGAAUCUCUAGAGGAAAGAGACCUUGAUUAUAAGGAAACGGUAGCUCGCAUAACAGGGGUGCUUGCUCAACGCUUAGUGCACCAUGUUAAUCGGAAGAAAAAAGCCUGCCACGCAUGGGAGAAGAGUUUGUUUUUCUACGACAAGGCACUUAAUUGACCAGCCUUGUAAUAAUGUAGCCGGCAAGGCAGUACUUCGUCGAGUCGAGACCUUAGAGCAAAUACAGAUAAACCGCGAGCUCCCCUUUUGGAGAACAGACGAUGUCUUCAUGACAGCAUUCGCCGUUGGCCGUGAUCCUGAUCGCGCACUACAACAUUGCCGUGCCAUCACGCCGUAUGAUUUUGGUGAGUCAUUUAGCUUGUCUGAAUCCCAAGACGCACUGGAUGGCGGCGGAAAACCCAUCGCAGCUGCUGAGCAAUGCUCCAUCUGCCUCGAAUUUUCUCAGGGUAACGACAAGUUCCUUCGUACACGGAAAUGCAGUCAUAUCUUCUGUGCCGACUGCCUUACAAAAUGGGCCGAUGAAGGUCUUGACAUAAAUGAAGCCUCGCCGAAGUGUCCCUACUGCAGACAGGCCAUAGACAUGGUCGAUCCAGAUGAGCGCUUUGUCAUUUGGAGUGCGUCCGGUCAAGUCGCACGCAUCAGUAUGCGCAAGGCUCUUACUUGGCGGAUGGCUGAUAAAUGCCGGGUCGCCAUGAUGUCCUCUACUGAUGAAGACUUUGCGAAGCGAGUUCGCCGGCAUCGGCGAAUUGGUGAUGCCUUUUCUGAUUCCAGCCAUCAAGCGCAUCCAUCACCUUCUUUUGAAGCAGUCGAGCAGCAGGAUCAGUUAGCAUCUGACGAAAUGGAGGUCGAGGAAGAUGAUUCCUAUGAGGAGUCUGAGGAGGACUCUGAAGAAGUCUCCGAGGAGGACUUUGACGAGCAGUCUAGGUCGGAAUUCGGCGACGGUUACUUCAACGAGGCGAGACCGUAG